Messenger RNA from Triticum dicoccoides, 1742 nucleotides. Its product is annotated as putative wall-associated receptor kinase-like 16. The record is from RefSeq and is a predicted model, not a curated record. Gene Ontology annotation, molecular function: protein serine/threonine kinase activity; ATP binding. The transcript has a single exon. Lineage: Eukaryota; Viridiplantae; Streptophyta; Magnoliopsida; Poales; Poaceae. Gene Ontology annotation, biological process: cell surface receptor signaling pathway; protein phosphorylation. Bases 133 to 1236 code for a protein of 367 amino acids. Gene Ontology annotation, cellular component: plasma membrane.
UAUACAAGUCCUAAUUUCGGUCGUUACCUCCAUGGAGACAAGUCAGGGGAGCUGUUGCCAUUUGGCCGCCCGGCAAACGAAACAGGCGGAUGGAACUUGGCCAAGUCUCCACUCUGAAGAGGCCAGUAGAAAAUGGCCCUAAUCCUUUCUCUUUUUCAGUAUUUUCAGCAGCACGGAGGGAUGCUAUUGUUUGAGAAGAUGAAAUCAGAUCAGGGACUUUCAUUUACAGUGUUUAGUGAAGCAGAACUGGAACAAGCAACAAAUAAAUUUGACAAAAGCCAGAUUCUUGGACAUGGAGGCCAUGGCACUGUGUACAAGGGAAUAAUUAAGGAUAUCACUCCAGUGGCAAUUAAAAGGUGUGCAUUGGUUGAUGAUAGGCAGAAGAAGGAAUUCGGCAAAGAAAUACUGAUUCUUUCCCAGAUCAAUCACAAGAACAUUGUCAAGCUAUUGGGGUGUUGCCUUGAGGUGGAAGUCCCCAUGCUAGUAUAUGAGUUCAUCCCAAAAGGAACAUUUUUCGAUCUUAUUCAUGGCAAGAGCCGGAAACUGCACCUCUCUUUCAGUUCUCUUCUAAGGAUCGUCAAUGAGGCAGCUGAGGGGCUUGCAUUUUUACAUACCUAUGCAAACCCACCAAUUUUACAUGGUGAUGUGAAAACCUCUAACAUCCUUCUUGAUGAGAAUUACAUGGCAAAGGUAUCAGAUUUUGGGGCAUCUAUAUUAGCACCAACUGACAACGCUCAGUUCGUCACAAUGGUUCAAGGGACAUGUGGUUAUCUGGACCCUGAGUAUAUGCAGACAUGUUGCUUGACAGAUAAAAGCGAUGUUUAUAGCUUUGGCGUUGUUCUUCUGGAGAUCCUAACUGGGCAGGUACCACUGAAACUCGAUUGUCCUGAGGUACACCGGAGCCUGUCGUCAAGUUUCCUACUGGCUAUGAAGGGGAACAAUCUUGAUAAUAUGCUCGACAAUCAAAUAAAAGGUCAUGAGGACAUGGAGUUGGUUGUAGGGGUAGCAGAGCUAGCUAAGCAAUGCUUGGAAAUGUGCGGUGACAAUAGGCCCUCGAUGAAAGAGGUGUCUGAGGAGCUUAGCAGAUUAAGGAAACUUUCGAAACAUCCUCCGAUACAGCGUGAUACCAAGACGGAUAGCUUUCUCAGUGUAAUUGAAAGAGAACAAAGUUCUGAGUACACAGAGAAGGAUGAAAGAAUGCACAUAAAUCCAAGCAGUUUUUAUUUUAUGAGGUGAACAAAAACAGUGUGAUUUUUACGCUUUGGCACUUUCUUUGGUCAUUUAACUUUCUCCUCCUUUAGUUAUAUGUAGCAUUUUAUUGUAAGACUCUCUUGGACCCUUGGGUACUACAGAGACACACUAUAAUUUAGCAAGAUGUAUUGUAAGACUCCUCCUUUAUGUAGCAUUUUGCGAUGUUGUGCAUGAUGUAUCCCUAUCGUGCGCAUUCCCUUUUUUUAAGGAAAAAAACGAACGUACACGAUAUGAACAAUAAUGUGCGUUCCUGACAAUAAUGGUAGGCCAACUCGUGAUUAUUUCUGAAGGAUAGUAAGGGCCUGUUUGGUUCCAAUAAGUCACCUGACUUAUAAGUCAGGUGACUUAAAACCAGUGACUUAUAAGUCACGCCCGUUUGGUUGUCACCUGACUUAUAAGUCACCUGACCACACCUUUUCAUCUAGUUUUUUAUGUAAAAGUGGUGGGACCCAUGCAAAAGGGGGUGACUUAGGCCCUGUUUGGUUCCAAAU